Molecule: messenger RNA, 816 nt
Organism: Trifolium pratense (red clover)
Lineage: Eukaryota; Viridiplantae; Streptophyta; Magnoliopsida; Fabales; Fabaceae
Product: trigger factor-like
Exons: 2
Coding region: 293-634 (113 amino acids)
Source: RefSeq, a predicted model, not a curated record
UGAUGGAGAAACACAAGUUGCUAUAGUAAGUUAUAAAAUUCUGGUAUUCAUCCAAAAUACGUACAUAGUUUUUCAUUUUAUUUUUUAUACCGACAAUUUGUAUAAUUAGGACAAACUUCAAGAAUCUAUUGAUAAUUCACCUGAAACUGCCAAAGAAACAUUUCACUCACUAUUUGGGAAAGAAAAGCCUGGUAGUGUUCGUUGUCAUGGAAAAACUGCCACACCAUCAUCAUUAAGGAAAAAAGAAGAAAUUUCUUUAGUGAAAAAGCAAUAUGAUGGGAAAAUUGCUGACAUGUCACAGAAGAUGGGAGCAAUGGAAGCACUUUUAAAAAACAUGUACAUGCAACAAAAUCCACAUUUAAGUGAAGAAGAUGUAGAUAAUAUGAUUAGAAAUACUUUACAUGGUGAUGAUAAUAGUCCAAUAGCACGUUCGUCGACAUCGACAUAUGCUCCUGCUCAUCUUAAGGUUAGAAAUGAAAAUGAUCAUGAUCAAGAUGAUGAUGAUCCUCAAGAUGAUGAUAAUCCUCAAGAUGAUGAUGAUGCUGCUGCUUAUGAUCAAGAAGAUAAUCUUGAUUGUUCUCAAAAUGAUCCUCAAGAUGAUGAAUUUCAAGAUGGUGAUGAAGACCAAUAUUGAUUCAAGCAUGGAAGAUUAUGUUUUGCUUUUUGUAACAAGUUAACUUGUAGUUUAUUUCGUUUUGAUCUAUUUUGUAAAGUUAACUUCUACUUUAUAUCGCAUGGAUCUAUCUUGAAAAAUACAUUAUGUACCAUGUGUAUUAUGCAAAUUAGAAUAUUAUUGACAAUUACAUAAUUAGACUU